Messenger RNA from Arachis ipaensis, 1053 nucleotides. Lineage: Eukaryota; Viridiplantae; Streptophyta; Magnoliopsida; Fabales; Fabaceae. The record is from RefSeq and is a predicted model, not a curated record.
AUGGUUCUAUUGAUCGUUAUAAGGCACGAUUGGUUGCUCAAGGAUGAAUGCAAGAGUAUGGCACUUUACGGUCUUAAGCAAGCUACUCAUCAAUGGUUUGACAAGUUCAACACCACUAUAUGCAAUCUCGGUUUCACUGACAGCACUCAUGAGAAUGCUCUCUUUAUUCGUAAAAGUGAAUGUGAGAUUGUUCUUCUACUUUUGUAUGUUGAUGACAUGAUCAUUACUAGAGACGAUAUUGAUGGUAUCUUCGAUCUUAAAGCAUCCCUUCUCCACACUUUUGAGAUGAAAGAUCUUAGUUCUCUCAGUUAUUUUCUUGACCUUGAAGUCAUUUUCUCAAAUGACGGCAUCUAUCUCUCUCAAGCUAAGUAUGUUUCUGAUUUUCUUGCUCGAGUCAAUGUUACAGAUAGUCGCACUGAGUCUACUCCUCUUGAGCCUAAUGUUCGGUUUACUCCUAUGGAUGGCACUAUUUUGGAUAAUCCUAGUCUUUAUCGACAGUUAGUUGGAGUUCAUGUUCUUAGUCAGUUCUUGUCAGCUCCUCGUACUACUCACUAUGCUGUAGUUCUUUGCAUUCUUCGCUACAUCAAAGGUACUCUAUUUCAUGGUCUUCACUUUUUUUCCCACUCAUCUUUAACCAUUCAAGCGUACUUAGAUGUUGAUUGGACUGAUGAUCCCACUGAUCUUCGUUCUAUUACUGGUUAUUGGUUUUUUCUUGGUGAAUCUCUUAUUUUCUGGCGAGCCAAGAACCAAACGUUCACUGCUCAAUCAAGUACUGAAGCUGAAUACCGUGCUCUCGCUGACACCACUGCUGAGAUUGGUCAUAAUGAUGUUUUUCAUGAACAUACCAAACAUAUUGAGAUUGAUUGUCAUUUUGUCCGAAAACAUCUCCUUAUUGAUGUUAUUCAUUUCGUAGCUGUUGGGGUGGAUCAAACUACUGAUAUCUUCAUGGAUGCUCAUCAUCCUACUCGUUGUUUGACUCUAGUGUCUAAACUUAAGAUGACAACCCUUUCUUCAAAUCACUCUCUUAUUUCUAGCAGCAUCAUUGCAAAAUAA